Messenger RNA from Paramecium octaurelia, 2686 nucleotides. NCBI's taxonomy places the organism in Eukaryota, Ciliophora, Oligohymenophorea, Peniculida, Parameciidae. The record is from the annotation of a GenBank genome assembly.
AUGAAUUUCAAAGAGGAUCCAAAAAAUCUGAUAAUCCCUUUGGAUUUAGCCAAGAUCAUUUAUGAUAAGUGGGAUGCUGAUUUGGCCAUCUUGGAUCAGCCUGAUUAAGUUUAUGGCAAAGCAUUACAUGGGAAGGGAGAAGUUACAUUCAAAAAUGGAAAUAAGUACGAAGGAGAGUUUCACAAUGGGAUGUUGCAUGGUUCUAGUAAUUUACUAUAACCUAGGUGAGGGCACAUUUACUUGGGCAUCUGGAGUAAUCUAUAAGGGUGAAUUCACCUAUAACAAGAUUGAAGGAUAAGGAACAUAUUAUUGGCCAGAAGGUUCUACCUAUACUGGCACUGUUGUGAAUGGACUUAGACAUGGAUAAGGCAAGUUUGUUACAGCAGACAAAUCAGCCAUAUAUGAAGGCUAAUGGGAGAAUGGAUUAAGACAUGGUUAUGGUAAAAUUACAUUCAAAAGUGGGUAUAAUUGUCACAUUUUAAAUUUAGUGCCACAUUUGAAGGGCAAUUCUAUCAAGGCAAUAAAUCUGGGAAGGGCAAAAUGAGUUACCCCUCUGGCAACUACUAUGAUGGUGAUUUCUUGAUGGACAAGAAAGAAGGAUACGGAGUGAUGUUUUGGUUGAAUUCAAAUGAGAAGUAUUAUGGAGAAUGGAAGGACAAUGUUCAAAAUGGUUGGGGAGUUCAUCUAUGGAUUGAACCUAAAGGAGAAGGUUCCAAAUAUUUAAGGAAUAGAUAUGAAGGAGAAUGGGAAAAUGGAGAAAGGAGUGGAGUUGGAGUCUUUUACUAUGCGAAUGGAGCCAAGUAUAUGGGUAGUUGGAGGAAUAAUCUGAAAUAUGGAGUUGCUCUAUUCAUAACAGAUACAGGUGGUUUCAUUCUUGGAGAAUUCAAAUAAGACAGAUUAGUUAAGGUUUAUGCAACAACUGAAAAUGAAUCUAGAACUGGUAUCUUACCAAGAGAAAUUGCUCCUCAAGGUGGUGAAGUAAUCUUAUAACACGAGAAUCCCAAAGAAGGAGGGGAUAACAAGGACAAAAAAAAGGAUAGUAAAGAUAAUAAGGAUAAUAAAGAUAAUAAAGAUAAGGAUAAUAAAGAUAAAGAUAAAGAUAAGAAUAAAUUAGGCAAUACCACAAAGAGACCUGAAAAAUUGGCAGGUAUCAAUAAUCCAAAUCAAACUUAAACUAAUCUAAAUAAAACAAUAGAAACUAAUCCUUAUUCCUAUAUGAUUGAUUUCUCAGAUUUAUAUAAAGGAUUGCAAUUAGACUCUUAAUUAAUUGAUCAAAAUGUUCAAACUAUGUUAUUGAGACACAAUUACACACUUAAAACACAUUAUAAAUUCUUCGCCAAUAAAUUUGAAAGUAUGCUUUAUGAAGAUACCUUCUCUUUGAGUUUAGAAGGCUUCUGGAAAAUUGCAAGAGAUGUACUUUAAUAUUUGUAUUAUUUAGGCUAAAUUAUUGAAUCAAAACUAUUCUCUGGCUGAGUUGAAUAGAAAUUUCUUAUAAGGAUCCAAGAAUAAUUAUAGAUUAAAAUAUGAUAGACUAGAACUCAAUGUUGAAAUUGAUGUUCUUAGUAGAUAAGGUAGUAACAUCAACUUGUAAGAACUUAAUGAUUUAUUUCAUUAAUAAAUGGCUUUUGAUUGCAUAUCAACUGAAAAAAUCAAUUAUCAAGAUUUCUAACUUAAAGAUGUAACAUUUAAGAAGAAAGUUGAAGAUAUACACGAUCCAAGAAGGUGUAUUCUAUUUAGACAUUUUAUUGAAUUAAUUGUGAGAUUAUCAUACUUGAAAUAUGGCAAUCUGGUUGAUUUACAUAGAGCUAUUGAGAGAGUAAUCAUCAGUAAAUUGACUCCAUAUUUUGAAAGAAAGAAGGGCAAGUAAAAUUAAUCCUUAGAUGAUACUAAAAAGUCUACUCAUCCUAAAAUAAUAAUUGGAGAUUUCAUUGAUGAAGUCAAACCUAUAUUUGAUGUAUGGUCAAUCGAGAAUAGAGAGACUCAAUUUGGAUUCACUGACAGAACUAUUAAUUUAGAGUAAAUCUAUAAGCUACUCAAUGCUUCAGAAUAAGACAAACUCAUUCUAAUAAGUUAUGUAGAUAAAAACUUUGAUACUGAUGAAGGUCAAAUAACCUAACAAUCAAUUUCAUAAAUUGAUUAAUCAUCUGUUAACUAAACAGUCAGAGAAGAUGGUAAUAAACGUAGAAAGAAGUAGUAAGAUCAGACAGCUGAAAAAGAUCAAAAAAAGACUCUAGAUAAGGCUACAUCCAUUAUUAAAUAUGAAUUGUUGCUGUUUGAAUUUACAGACAUUCUUACAUCAUUCUUGGUGAAAAAAGUAUUCAUUCUAUCAUAACAUCUAGCAUAAAGAUUUACAUACAAAUAAAGAGGAUGAAUUCAAACUCAGAAUGAGUAAUCACAUCAAAAAGCUUAAAAGUAGAAAGCCUCCUACUUUAAGCAAAUUCAAAUAGCCAAGAUUAGAACCCCAGACCUAGAAAGAUAUUUAGAAGGAACAAUUGAAACAAUUAAGAAUCUAAUAAGAGAUCAAGGCAAGAUAAAGGAAACUAUUGGAGGAGGAAAGGAAAUAAGAGUACAUUUAAUUAUCUAUAUUAAUAGAGAACGAGAGAGAAAUUUGAUGGCAUUGGAAGAUAAUGAUAUCAAAUCAGAACAUGAAGAUGAUGAAGUGGAAAGUGAAGAGAGUGAUUAUUGA